Messenger RNA from Exophiala viscosa, 2022 nucleotides. RefSeq names its product folylpolyglutamate synthase. Bases 65 to 1672 code for a protein of 535 amino acids. Gene Ontology annotation, molecular function: tetrahydrofolylpolyglutamate synthase activity; ATP binding. Gene Ontology annotation, biological process: tetrahydrofolylpolyglutamate biosynthetic process. The record is from RefSeq and is a predicted model, not a curated record. The transcript has 3 exons. Lineage: Eukaryota; Fungi; Ascomycota; Eurotiomycetes; Chaetothyriales; Herpotrichiellaceae. Gene Ontology annotation, cellular component: mitochondrion; cytoplasm; cytosol.
GAAAUAUCGAUCGCCGCAUGCAAACGACCUCUUCAUAAGCAUAUGGCAUGAUGCCGUUUACCUUAUGGUGCCAAAAUGGCCCUUGAGGGCUUCAUCAAACCUAGUCCCUCGGAGUCGCACAUUUGCGACAAGGUCUGCAGCCAUGAAGCGGACGUACGCAGAUGCCGUUGCGGCUCUGAAUACGCUGCAAUCCAACUUUGCAAUUGUUGACGCCGUCCGAAAGUCUGGCGGCAAAAUGAAUGAGCUGUCCAUUCCAGAAAUGAAAGAGUGGCUCAGAAAGAUUGGAUAUCAACCCUCAGACCUCAAUGCAUUGAAAGCCAUACACAUCGCUGGAACGAAGGGAAAGGGCUCCGUCUCAGCAUUUAUCUCGUCCAUCUUGACGCAUUUCAACGAAACCGGAGGACCACGUUCGCUAUCAAAAGUUGGACUAUUUACUUCUCCUCACCUACGGUUUGUGCGCGAAAGAAUACAGAUAAAUGGGCAACCUCUCUCCGAGGAGCAAUUCGCACGAUACUUCUUCGAGACAUGGGAUCGAUUUGAAAAUGCGUCAAAAGCAGCAGGUGAAGACCCUGAAGCCCCAGGAGCGAAGCCAGCCUAUUUCAGAUUCCUCAACAUCAUGGCCUUUCACGCAUACCUUAGCGAGAAGGUCGACACUGCUGUGAUCGAGUGUGGGGUCGGUGGUGCAUAUGAUAGCACAAACGUCCUUGAGUCCCCAGUGGUGACAGGCAUCACAAGUCUGGGCAUUGAUCAUGUGGCAAUCCUAGGUUCGAGCAUAGGCGAAAUCGCGUGGCACAAGGCUGGUAUCAUGAAGUCUGGAAUCAAGUGCUUUACCCCAACCACUCAGCCUGAAGAGGCGAAACAAGUCUUGGAGCGUGUCUCCAACCAGACAGGCAGUCCACUUGUAUACGUUGAUAUUGAUCCCAACAUCGCGAGCGGAAAGACCAAACUUGGGCUCGAAGCGGAGUUUCAGAAAACCAAUGCAAGCCUUGCCGUGGUCAUUGCGAAAGAGUGGCUCCAACAACAGGGCUAUACUGAAGUACCAGACUUCGAGCAAAGGGUCAGGCGUGGACUAGAAACAGUCCAGUGGCCAGGACGUUGUGAUACACGAUACGAGGCUGGUAUUCGGUGGUGUAUCGACGGCGGUCAUACUCUAGAGAGCAUCGAGCUCGCCGGGCAAUGGUUUGCCUUGCAAUUGACGACAACCACCACCACCACCGACACACCGUCUAAGACGUCACACCCGCAACCACGAUUCCUCAUCUUCAAUCAACAAACCCGCGAUGCAGCCUCUUUAGCCACAGCGUUGUUCAACACCUUAUCAACAGCGCUCAAAGACCCCCAUCCUUUCACUCACGCCAUCUUCUGCACGAACACCACUUUCAAAGAGACUGGCUUCCGCCCUGACCUCGUGUCCGUCAACACGAAUGCGUCGGACGUUGAAUCGCUCUCGGUGCAGAAUCACCUGGCCAAGACGUGGAAGCAGAUCGACCCGGCUGCACAGGUCGACGUUGUGAGAACAAUCGAGGAAGCCGUCGCGCUUGUCAGAAACUUCGCGAGUUCCAACCGAACCCAUGAAAAGGGCCAACCUGAUCAAGUCACCGCACUAGUAACAGGUAGUCUACACCUCGUCGGUGGCUUUCUCGAAGUAUUAGAAACUUCCAACCCAGACUAAAAUACCCAUUUCGCACAUGAUCGUCAACUGGAAACAUGUGCUGUUCAACCACCAAAACUACAGUAGUGAUAGAAAUAUAUAUAUAUUCCGGGCCUCAUCGCCCCUGAGGAAGUCACUAGAGAUUACACAAAAGCGACUUUUUCUCGGCGUCUCAUGUACAUAUAUUCAACUCGCCUGGCCUGUUGUGUUUCAGUUCAAUUCCAUUCCCACGUUGGGUUCGCUUGCCGAUCGUAAAUAACGCCCAUAACAUCAUUUCUAUAAAUACAUACGAGAAGAUCUCAUUGUUCACUGCCUCCACUGGUUUCGUCCGACGGUCGGACUGACAGGACUCACCAUCCGAUCAUACAGAC